Rosa chinensis is the source of this 417-nucleotide messenger RNA. Its product is annotated as DEAD-box ATP-dependent RNA helicase 10. The coding region runs from base 1 to 417 and encodes 138 amino acids. Lineage: Eukaryota; Viridiplantae; Streptophyta; Magnoliopsida; Rosales; Rosaceae. The record is from RefSeq and is a predicted model, not a curated record. The transcript has 5 exons.
AUGGAAGAGUCGCAAAGACUUCUUGCCUCAGGUAUGUUCAAAGCUGGACAGUUUAAUGUACUUAUCUGCACAGAUAUAGCAAUUAGAGAUUUGGAUAUUCCAUCAGUCGAUAUUAUUAUUAGUUAUGACAUCCCCUCAAAUCCUCAGUACUAUGUCUAUCGAAUAGGACGAACCGCUUGUGACGGACGAUCUGGAGUUGCAAUCUCUCUAGUAAAUCAGUAUGAAUUGGAGUGGUAUACGAAGAUAGAGAAGCUUAUCGGCAAAGAGUUACCUGAAUUUCCUGCUCAAGAAGAGGAAGUCCUACAAUUUCUUGAACCUGUCAAAGAAGCCAAAAUAUUGGCCGAAUCAAAAACAAGCGGAAGUGGAGACAAGAAAGAAAGGAUGGUGAAGAGGAUAUUGAAAAGUAGUCUUUGUUGA